Messenger RNA from Homalodisca vitripennis (glassy-winged sharpshooter), 4104 nucleotides. RefSeq lists its product as uncharacterized. Gene Ontology annotation, biological process: axon guidance. Lineage: Eukaryota; Metazoa; Arthropoda; Insecta; Hemiptera; Cicadellidae. Gene Ontology annotation, molecular function: protein binding; transmembrane-ephrin receptor activity. The record is from RefSeq and is a predicted model, not a curated record. Bases 54 to 3983 code for a protein of 1309 amino acids. Gene Ontology annotation, cellular component: neuron projection. The transcript has 26 exons.
AGAGGUCAACUGAUAAUUAGCUCAACAGCCGGCAUUUGAACACCAGCAACGAUAUGCAUCUGUGUCUCUUGCUGUUUGUUUCUAUUUGGACUAUUUCUUCAUCUUCUGAACUGUAUGAUGUCACAACAAUUUACCGCAUUGAUGAGCCUGCUGGAGGAAUUGAGUUCGAUGAAGGUCCAAUGUCUGCAGAGAUUCACGCUAGGACAAAUGCUCUUGGUCUCCCUUACUUGGUAGCUGGUAAUGUGGUAGAGCCAGAGAUUGGUGCUGAGGUGCCAAGAUGUGUCGCUGUCCGUCUAAGUGACAUCCGCUGUGACUGGCAACUAGACAACUGGGACUGGGAUAUCUGGGAGAGUGCACCUCUACUUGAUACAGGCGAUUGGUCGGAGAUCAAGGUGAUGAGUCAAGCGUCCAGGUAUGUACGGUUUGAUGAAGCUCUCUUCAUUCGGUUCAAUGGUUUCAUCCACAAUCAGUCCUACAUCAACAUCGUGUUCACCCAGAAUAGAGCCUACAUUCAGAAUCAAGAAAGGUUCUACUUCCUCCAGCUCACGAGACUUCACCAUAGUUUCUUCUACAGGUGUGACAAUCAGAUCUUUGAGCGCUUCACUCGCUUCCAGGACAUGGAUGGCAACAUCAUCUCAGUCCAUUGUCACAAGCUGGCAAACAUCACUGAUCAGAUGGAAGAAUGGAGCUAUGGAAAAGUGAAUGCAGAAAAUUAUCUCCUAGUGGAGAUAUACAAUAACGGCACAGUCCAACUGUGGAAUACCAAAUCAUUAAAGGCACCAAUGAUGACAUGGGUGGAUCCUCACCCAAUCCCGAUAAAUUUUGUUACUAUGCGCACUGAUGAAGCUGGAGACACCCAAAUCACAGCUACUAACUACGGUAAAGGACAGGUACUAAGAAUGUCAGAGAAUGUGAAUGUAGCUUCUAUCACCAGUCCACCCCUAACUCUGUCCACUAACAAGAUUUGCGUGUCUGUGGUCUACCACACAUACCUUUCUACCACUCCCACAGUGCUGACUGUCGCUUCUGCCAACUUUUCUGUACAUCUGGGUGAACUAAACAAUGAAAAGGAUGGUUGGAAGGUGGGGAGGUUCCGGAUAACACUUCCAGAGAGCAUGACCGGAGAGGAACUCAGGGUACACAUCAAGUCUGUAAAGAACUUGGGAGAGCUGGUGAUACAGAGAAUAGCUGGCUGUAACGCUGACGAUGAUGAGGAUAUAGCAACCAUCUCAAUGCUGGGGCGCUUCUCCUCCCCCAGUGAACGAGAGGCUUAUAAUGUUGCUGUCAGACCAUCCUCCAGUCUGUCAAGUGAUCCACAGUUUAUUAUGGUGGGUGACUGUGAGAAUGGAGGUUUGAUCUUCGACAAGAACAAAUGUGCUUGCCCAGCUGGCUUCACAGGGGACCGUUGUCAAACUGGCUGUGGGGCCAAUCGGUUUGGUCAGGACUGCGGUGGCUUGUGUUCCUUAAGGGAGCAAGCCUGUCGAGGACUCACACUCUGUACGCCAGUAGUGGGCUGCUUCUGUGCUCCAGGGUUCAAAGGCUACCAUUGCAACCAGACAUGUGAAGGGAAAAUGUAUGGAGCAGGGUGUACUCAACGCUGUAACAACUGUGCUGGUAGAUGUGACAUCUACACAGGCGCAUGUACCACUUCGUGCAAACCAGGCUUCUACCCUCCACACUGUAAAACUGUAUACGCCUACAUCCAGUUCGCUCCCCAGGUGACCACCUACAGCUAUGGUGAGGCUACUGUGACCCCUGACCUUAACAGGGUGUUGGGUCAGGGCAAACCAGCCUUCUUCCAAGUGCAGUACAAGCUGUCUGAAGCUCAGCACUGGCAGCCAUACCAAAGUCAGGCCAUCACCGUCUCGGGUGAAUCUCCCCGGGUUGUCAUCCAUGGCCUGGAGGACGGUCUCAGAUAUGAUAUCCGAGUCAUCCUCAUUGAUCAGGACCUCAAUAGUUACCAAGGACCUCUUGUACCUUACAGGCAGAUCCUCACCAAAUGUUAUGUUCCUGAAGAGUAUGACUAUGACUUGAAAAUUGAAACCACCGAAACAACUAUCUCUGUAUCUUGGAAGUACGAGCCAGAGGAGGAGCACAUCUGUCCAGUCGUCAACUACGAACUCAACUGGCAGGAGGGGUGGCGCUGGCUGUCUCACAACGUCACCAACAACACUGCCACAUUGAUCAAUAAACUUCCAGCCACUGAGUACAAGCUGCGAGUCAGGGCUCGCACCACCAACGACUUUGCUCCCUACUCAGACACUGUCACAGUGCGCACGGAUAAACAGAUUCCAGGUCCUGUAUCCAAUGUGAGCCUAUUACAAAGUGACAGCACCUCUAUAACUCUGUCCUGGAAGCCUCCGAUAAACAAGGACGACUAUCGGCUUAGUUACGUUGUUACCUAUGAGUGCCACAAGCGUGCAGCAUGUGACCAUGAGUGUUCUGGGGGAGGGGAGGCUCACGUGUUGGAUCCCCAUAUUACCUUGCAGGGCCUGCAAACCCUAUCCCAGUACCUCAUUUCUGUUGCUGGUGUGGACGGAGCCACCGGACAUAAUACAUCAGUUACAUUUGCCACCAAGCAAUCGGUACCCACAGAAGUUGUGAGAGAGAGUGAGACAGAACCUAACAUUACUGACUCCAGCAUUACAGUUUACUGGGAGCCUGUUGAUGUCUGUUCUGGCUUCUUCUUGGAGUACGCCUAUCAGCUAUUUCAGGAAAAUGACUUGGCCACGAUACUGAGCAGUGGAACUACCAAGGACACUUUUGCCAUAUUUGAGGAUUUGGAAGCAAAGAGGAUCUACAAAGUGAAGGUGUUCAUUGUAACAUCGGGGGGAUGGAAUCCUCAGAAGUUUCUCUGGAUUAAUGCUACUACGAGAGCUUCAGCCCCUGAGGCAGUGCAGCACUUGACAGUGUACAAGACAGGGCGGCAGGUGGUGGGGCUGCGGUGGGCCAGACCCGCUAGAGUAUUUGGUGAGCUGGACCGCUUCCUGGUGAUCUACCUGUCGAGUGGCGGCCAAUUGUCGGUGGACACAGAGGUUGAGCCAACUCACUGCACCAUCUGGCCUCUCUGGUAUUGCUACACCAUCACUGACCUGACUCCAGACACUCAGUAUAGCAUCACGAUAAGAGCACGCAAUAAAGAAGUCCCAGAAUAUGGAACGGCUAGUACUGCAGUUGAGGCAGUGACUAGAGAAAGAGCACCUGAGAAGCCGACAAAUCUGAAAGUGGUGAAUAUAACCUCCACAAGUUUUGCACUGUCCUGGGGUUAUCCCAUGAAAGCCAAUGGAAUCCUCCGAUCCUUUCUGGUGACCUUAGCAGAGACAGAGAGGGUGGAUUACGAGAACUGCUGCAAGGCCUUCCCAAACAUCGAGAUUGAGGUGACAUCGGAACAGCCCACAUACGAAACUGAGAUAGUGGGACUUAACCCAGCAUCCACCUACGCAGUGAGCGUGACAGGCAAGACAAUCGUGCUAGGUGCCCCGGAGAGCCUGACAGUCCACACUCGCGUGCCUCGGCUGGCUGUCAGGAACGUCCCUGUGGUAGAAAUACCGGGUGGCUAUGUAGUGGAAUGGCUUCCACAGGAGAUGACAUUGGAAGCCAACUCAUCUCAAUUGUACCUACCACUGAUCCGAGGAUACCUACUGGUGCUCUUGAGCAGUGAGGGGAGAUCUCCGGACAGUUCUGGAGUCAGGGACAAGCAGCUCUAUUCUCUCAUGGAGUCAGCUUUAAACUCCAGCUUCAUCGCAGUCAAAGACUACAGAGGGAAUUCCACCCUGAAUGUGGGGGCUGAAGGUACGUACGAAGGCUUGUGGGGUGGUAGUAGCUGGGAGCUGAAGGAGCUACACACAUACUCUCUGGCAGCAGUACAGAUAACCAAGUACUUCAAGUCCUUCUCUGUUGAUGUCGCUCUCUCCAAACCCUUCCAGGCAGUAUACUCUGCAGAUGUCACUGUGUCUAAUGAAAUUCCAAAGGAUACCAGAUAAUGUGUUAAACAAUACAUCAUAUGUAUUGUACUUAAAAUUACUGUAUAAGUAGACCAACAAGACUUUAUUAUACCUUAAUGUUAUUUCUAAAAUGUAACUUGAAUUAUAUUUUUCCAACUCA